AUGGAGCAAUAUGCUGUUUGUAGUGAAGACUUGAAUGAAAUUGGAAAUCAUUUAGAGGAAUGUGAUGAUGAUGCUUUUGAUACUAUAGCACCUGUGACACAAGAUGUUGAACGACAUGAUCAGGAUGAAGGAUGCGUGGAUACACAUCCUGAUUUAAACGAAACAUUUGAUCAUCUUGCAGAAAAUUUGGGCAUACCGUCUUCGUUACCAAAUAAUGAACCGUUAAUUUUAAAUGAAAUGCAAGAUAACGAAUAUCGAACCUUAGUUCAGCUUGAAAGUGGAGGUGUUGGAAAGUCUCACCUUAUUAAAUCAAUAUACCAGGCAGCAUUGAAGUAUUACAAUUCACGAGCAGGGGACGAUUUUCAUCGUGUUCAUAUAUUAUUGCUUGCUCCAACAGGAAAAGCUGCAUAUCUUAUAAAAGGUAACACAAUUCACAGUGCCUUGCGCAUUCCAGCCAGUCAAUCAUUGAAAAAUUAUAAAGCAUUAGAUUCUGGAAGACUAAAUACGAUGAGAUGCGAACUAAGUUCAUUAAAGUUAAUAUUACUUGAUGAGAUAUCAAUGGUUGGCAACAGCAUGUUCACCAUUCAAUUGAACAACCGUUUGAAAGAUUUAAAAGGUAGUAAAGAAGAUUUCGGCGGUGUCAGCAUAAUCACAAUAGGUGACUUAUUUCAACUCAAACCUGUAAUGGAUGGUUACAUUUUUACAGAUGUUCAGUCUUUAAGUUCUUAUGAUGUUCUUGCCCCGAACUUAUGGAGAAAAUAUUUUAGAAUGUUUGAGCUUGAUGAAAUCAUGCGACAGAGAGAAAGCAAGAUUUUUGCAGAGAUACUUAAUCGACUUCGUGAAGGUAAUCAUACUCCGAGUGAUCUACAAAAACUAAAGGAAAGAUGUAUUGAAGAGAGUGCUUGCCCCAAAGAAGCCCCACGUUUAUUCAUUCAAAAUGCUUUAGUUGAUGAAUACAAUGAUAUAGUUUAUCAAUCAUUUGAUGAUCGUGAUAAAUACAUAAUCAGGGCACAAGAUAGCGUAAUUGGAGCCUGUUCAGCUGAACUGAAAGAAAAGAUAAUGAGACAAAUACCACAUGUUCCUUUGAAAAAUUCAAAACAGUUGGCUUAUAAACUGCAUAUUGCUGUCGGACAACGAACAGAAAUUGCGGUGAAUAUACGCACUGAUGAUGGUCUGACAAACGGUGCAAGACAGUAA
Molecule: messenger RNA, 1197 nt
Organism: Dendronephthya gigantea
Lineage: Eukaryota; Metazoa; Cnidaria; Anthozoa; Malacalcyonacea; Nephtheidae
Product: ATP-dependent DNA helicase PIF1-like
Exons: 3
Coding region: 1-1197 (398 amino acids)
Biological process (GO): telomere maintenance; DNA repair
Molecular function (GO): DNA helicase activity
Source: RefSeq, a predicted model, not a curated record